Molecule: messenger RNA, 2622 nt
Organism: Exophiala oligosperma
Lineage: Eukaryota; Fungi; Ascomycota; Eurotiomycetes; Chaetothyriales; Herpotrichiellaceae
Exons: 2
Coding region: 1-2622 (873 amino acids)
Source: RefSeq, a predicted model, not a curated record
AUGUUUGCCUUAUUCUGCCUCAACGGCGGACUGGGGGCUGCGAACCUCAGUCUUUCCCUUCGCGACGCAGUGAUCGCGGCGUUUGAAGAUGCUGUCAAGCUCGUCCAGCGCAUACGAGACCAGCGAGAGACUGGCAAUGGCGGCGUGCGACUACCUGAAGAACCGACACGCGACCUUAUCGAGUCGCUGUCUCUGGGACCGGCGAUAGUCCGUGGUCACUAUGAACACGACCUCAAGCGGUUCGGCGAACAGUACGCCUGUGGGGAUAUACAAGCGAGAGAAGGCAUGAAAGAUAUCCUCAUAAAUCUACAGAUGACGUUGAUCAUCACCCUGCGGACCGUGUACAUGGACAACAUGGAUCUCGAUUUCAAUGCCCUCCAGACAACCUCGGACGACUGUCGUGUGAAUGCCGGGGUGUGUCUAGGACAGUUGUCACAGCGGCUGUCCGGGGCUGCGAGAGCCCAAGCACACCAUCCUGCUUCCAGCAUGAUGACCUCCUCGAACACAUCCUCUGGCUUGAUACCGCCGCUCUCUCCGUCCCUAGGGUAUUCCAGUAGCAGGAGUACCUUUUCCUCUACAGGACUUCGAGAUCCUCAAACACCACCACCACCACCACCACCACUCUCGAUGGGAGACCAGUUUGGCAAUCUGAGCAUUUCCAAAACAAACCACCCUUCUUUCCUCGUCGAGCGCAAAAUCUCUGCGGGUUCUUCUUCCGACUCUCAGGAACGCUGUCGUCGACAACAGCAACCAGUUCGUCAUCCGAAUCCGAUUGCGGAGCAACAGCAGCAUCCCGCAGUAGUAGCACCUCGUGUCGAUGUUCUCCAAGUGGGCAACGACGAUGCCGAUGAAAUGGAAAUGCGAAGACGAUCGUCGCAAGCUCUGCCUUCGGACGAUAACAUUCUAAUGCUCUUCCCUGCACCUGGGGGCCAACCCAAGAGUGGUGGUUCUUCGUCACCGGGAGCGGACAAGGAUUCAACUGCCAAAGCCACCAUCAUGCACUCACCAAACACGUCACGCGGAUCGAGCAGUAGCCACAGGAGCCAGAACUCGCGAGAACGUUAUGGCCCAGAUGAUUACGAUGAGCACUUUGACCAUGGCGCCGCCGGCAGGAACGAUGACCGCCAGUACAGCAACUGCACAGUUUACGACAUGUACAACCCACCCAUCUCGCCCUCACAAGACCGAGAUCGAUUCUCGUCCACUGGGUCGGGUUCGAAUUCACAUUCGUACGCAUCACGAGCACAAGCUAGCAACCACAGCACCUGGCAACACGUUCAGUAUCUACAAGAGAAUAGUCGUCCACCACGUAUGCAGGUGCCACAGACAGAUUCUCUCGAUGCACAUGCACAUUCACAAUCUGGUCAGCGCGAGACAAUAAUGUACGAGUACGACCAAUACCAGUCUCAGCAAUACAUGCAUAUACCACAAUCGCAGGCCUCCUCUGUUGUUUCAGUGGAUCCACCACUCUUACCACGACGAUUGAGGCCCAUAGGCCCCGGUACGAACAUUGUACCACCAAGCGGUGCUCUUCCUACCGUGUCGUUAUCUGCUCGGCCACCACCCACACAGGAAACUCCUCAGACAAUGCCAUCACAACACCACCACCACCAGCAACCUUUUAUGUCGUCCGCUCUUCUCAGUCCUAGCACAAGCCACAGUUCCGCCAGAUCUAUCCACUCAUCCAUCUAUGGUGACCACCAACGCUCUACCUCGACCUCGACGGGACCAUCAUCAAUCGGUCUCUCUGUACCUAGUAGCGGGCCCCUCAUCCUCCCCACGGACAAAGACACACUUGGGUUUUGCAAAGGUGCAUUCCGUUUACAGGCCGGCCUGGAACGCAAGGCUUUCAGUCUGGCCAACCGACCCCUGGGGUUCACCGGGACGGAGACCUACUGGCGCUGCGAAAAGUGCAAUUUCGAAGGUCCCCAGUACACCCAGGUCAACGUGUCGUCGGACAACAGACGCAAAGGGAAACCGGAAAGGAAAUUCGACCCGAGAAUUCGCACUUCGGAGAGCGGAGGAAUCAGGUACAGAUGGGCGUUCUUGGCAAGGUGUCACGUCCAACUCAAGGGCAUGGUUCCCGUGGGUGAGACCAAGGAUGGCAGUUUCGGAAGUUUCGGUUGCAUCUUUUGUUGUGCCGAAGGGAAGCAUCGUGGGUGGAUUGACGAUGGCCAUCAUCAGAAUUCUUCGGCUGUGGGAAGAGACAACAGCAAUGCUAGGAUCAAGACUGUCUCUGUUUCUGUCGGUGGUGGGAGGCAUCACGGACUCGGAAUUUUUGGUUCAGGAGGAGGAGGAGGAGGUAGUAAAGACAAGGGAAAGGACAAGAAAAAGUCGGGAAAGUCCAAACACGUUCAACCAAACUCGGGUGUGAAAGUUGUCGUCGAUGGUGACGAUGAUGGCCAAGGUGGAGCCCAAAGCAAAAAUCUCACAAAGUCGAACAACAACACACCCAUCUUCGGCAACGUCUCGAGCUUCAUGGAACAUCUCGACCUCGUCCACCGGCCACAGGAAGGUUGGCCCAACGCGGAAAUGCUGGGUCGGUUCAAGGUCGUCGUGGGUCGGUUGGCGGGAGUGCACGAGGACGGGUGGGAUGUCAAUUUUGUUCCAUUCCCAUCAUGA